Oppia nitens is the source of this 972-nucleotide messenger RNA. RefSeq names its product enoyl-CoA delta isomerase 2-like. The transcript has 2 exons. Bases 1 to 924 code for a protein of 307 amino acids. The record is from RefSeq and is a predicted model, not a curated record. Lineage: Eukaryota; Metazoa; Arthropoda; Arachnida; Sarcoptiformes; Oppiidae.
AUGACUAUAACUAUCAGUACCGGUACCAUCACCACCACUACCACCACCACGACCACCACCACCACUACCACCAACACAAUCACCAUCACCAGCGCCAUCAGCACCGCUGAUACAAUUGUUAGGCAACCAAAUGUAUUAUUAAGCAAACGUAUGGGUGUAGCAAUCAUACGACUAAACCGACCGCACAAAUACAAUGCAUGGACACAACAAAUGUACGACACAGUAGCCAAUGGACUAAACGAUGCGGCAACCGAUGAGUCCAUUAAGUUGGCCCUAAUUACGGGAACCGGUAGUUUCUAUUCGACGGGCAUUGAUUUAAAUAAUUAUGAAAAAUCAUUGAAACAUUUUGAUGGAGAUAUGAAUCAUAUUGUAGACAAUAUGAUCGAAAAGUUUCGGCAAUUUGUGGCCGCGUUUAUCGAUUUCCCUAAACCGUUGAUCGCUGCCGUAAACGGACCGGCCAUUGGUGUGGCGGCCACUACACUGGGACUGGUCGACUGUUUAGUCGCCUCGGAUUCGGCCUAUUUUUCGACACCGUUUUCAUCAAUGGGAAUGUCGGCCGAAGGUUGCUCGACCUAUACAUUCCCGCAGAUUAUGGGCCAAUCAAUGGCCGCACAAAUGUUGUAUUUUAAUCACAAGAUGUCGGCCACUGAGGCCCUGCAGUCGGGAUUUGUGUCGCGAGUCAUACCCAGCGCUCAGUUCGAUGAUUACAUCGAGAGCUGGAUAUUCGCCGAUCGGACCGGUAUUGUCAACACAUGUUAUCCUCAGUCGAUGCGUGCGACUAAAGAGUUGGUCCGAUCGGCGGCCAUACGCCGAGUGUUACAUGAGGUCAACCGUUCCGAGUGUUUGAUACUUCGCGAUCGUUUCAAUUCAGAUGAAUGUCUGGAAGCCAUCGAAAAGAUUUUCGGACGAAACAAACAAAAAUAACUAAAAAAAAAUUAAUUUAGUUUACAAAUAAAAAAAUACUGUAUUUAU